Gossypium raimondii (Peruvian cotton) is the source of this 2578-nucleotide messenger RNA. RefSeq lists its product as uncharacterized. The transcript is spliced from 3 exons. Bases 547 to 2433 code for a protein of 628 amino acids. Lineage: Eukaryota; Viridiplantae; Streptophyta; Magnoliopsida; Malvales; Malvaceae. The record is from RefSeq and is a predicted model, not a curated record.
UUACUCCUUUCUCACCACGUCCUCCUUUUCUCACUAUUUUCUCUUUCUUCCUUUCCCUCGUAAGUGUUCUGAACGAAAGCCAAAGAGACAAAAACAAAUUUACUUGAAAAGCAAAGUCUUUCUCUCAUUCAAAUCUUUCAACAAUCGCAUUUUGUUUUUGUUCUUUUUUUCCCUGAUGUCUGUGUCUUUUGAUCUGUAAAAAUCCUUAAGGAGAAGAAGAAUCUUUGAUUGUCCGCUUUCUUUGCUUUCUUUGAUGAAUUCAAGGCAAUAAGCUGAGGACUUGCCACUAAAGCAAACCAUGCUCAUUGCUUUCUUUCAUCAUCUUUUUUCGCUCCCUCUACUUGUCAUGUUUAAAACUUUCCAUCGUUUUAAAAAUCAAAACAAAGAUCCUCAAAUCUUUAUUCUUUGCUCAAAAUUCCUAUGAGAUCCUCUGCCAUUAUUUCUAGUAUAUUUGGUUUGCAAAUACUUUAAAGUCUUUACAUUGGGUCAUCAAGUUUGAGAUUUUGAGGCGAAAUUCUUGCGAGAAUCAUAUAUAUAUAACUUACAAUGUCAUGGCAACCACACCAAAACGUGGAGGGGAAAGGUAAAAGGGUGUGUAAGAUUAGGAAACGAGGUUGCUCAUCAUCUUCAUCGUCAUCGUUGAUCCAAAAAUACAGAUUCAAGCGUGCAAUUUUGGUGCAAAAAAGAGCUGGAUCAACCACCCCUGUUCCUACAUGGAUAACGGCUACAACCAAGUCACCGUCUUUAGCAAUCCCAAGUGUUGAAUUUCCCUCCAAAGGUUCACCAAAGAAUGUUUCUAAAACCAAAGAAGGCUCAGUUUCCGCUAGAAAACUUGCCGCCACUUUGUGGGAGAGUAAUAAAAUCCCUUCCCCACAAGCUAUGGAAGAUUUGGAGAAGAAAGAUAGGAGGAGAAAACCGCCCAUAGUUGCCAAAAUGCCUCAUAGUUUGCCGCCCAGUUUGUCUGAUCCCUCUUAUACUCCUAUUUCAGAGAAAAUGGACCGACCCAGAAUCAAAGCUCAUAAGAGAAGAUCUUCAGUUGUUUCUCCAAAGCUUCAAUUAACUGAUUUGGACUCUGUUGGCAAUGCCAGUCUAAUGGAGAUUGAAGCUCAUUCUAGAGGUAAUGAUCAUGACGGAUGCAUAACUGGGAUCGGAACUCGUUUAAAGGAUGUUCGAAAUAGCCUUGCCACUUCGAAAGAACUCUUGAAAGUUUUGAAUCAUGUAUGCGGACUCGAAGAGCGAAAUUCAUCCAGCAUGUCCCUUAUAUCUGCCCUACGUGUUGAACUUGAUCGAGCUCGCGUCGAAGUUGAUCAGUUGAUCCGUGAGCGUCGAUCUAAUUUUGAUGAAACAGAGUACCUAAUGAGGUGUUUUGCAGAAGAAAAAGCAGCCUGGAAGAGAAAGGAGCGCGAGAGAAUCCGUGAUGCCAUAGCAUGCGUAGCGGAAGAGCUCGAGGUGGAGAAGAAACUCCGGAGGCAAACAGAGAGAUUGAACAAGAAGCUCGGAAAAGAAUUGGCAGAUACAAAUGCAUCUCUGUCAAAGGCAACGAAAGAGCUCAAGAGUGAGAAGAGGGCAAAGGAAAUAUUGGAGCAAGUCUGUGAUGAGUUAGCUAAAGGUAUGGGAGAAGAUCGAGCCACAGCUGAAGAACUCAAAAGAGAGACAGCUAAAGUGAGGGAAGAAGUGGAGAAGGAACGGGAAAUGCUUCAUUUUGCCGAUGUUUUACGAGAGGAACGAGUUCAGAUGAAGCUUUCGGAGGCUAAACAUCAUUUCGAGGAGAAGAAUGCUGUUGUCGAGAAGUUGAGAAAUGAACUCGAGACAUACCUAGGAACCAAAAUCGAUGGAGAAAACGGAAAUGGUUCCCCGAAUCUGCAGAGGAUAAAAGAGCUCGAAGCUUAUUUGAAGAAUAUCAAUUUUGGGAACUGUCAAGCAGCCAAGAAAGAUGUGGAUAAAGGUGAAGUUAUGGUGAAUGGAGAAGAGUGUGAAGCUGAUGAUUCAGCUGAUAGUGAUCUUCACUCCAUUGAAUUAAACAUGGACAACAAUGACAAGAGCUACAACUGGAGUUAUGCUAGCGGAAAUCGUGUUGAAGGUGAAUCAAAGAGGAUUCCUACCAUCAGAAAAGAAAAUAAGGGUACGAAAUCUCGAUCAGAAAAACUUUCAUGGGGAAGUAUUUGCUUAGAAAGAGGAAGUUCAGACUCUGCAGACUGGGAUUAUGAAGAUGAAAUAAAAAGAUAUAAAUCAGUGAAGAGUCUUAGAGAUCACAUAUUAUCUAGCAACAAAAUAGCACCCAUUGGAGGCUUUUCGAGUCCGACCCGGCAAUGGAGCCAAUCCAUGCAUUUCCAGGAGCCUUGCAGCAAUGGUUUACCGGUGUUGAAGGUUGAUGAUUUGAAGCAACCUAAGGUAGUAAGCACCCGAGGUGAAGGCCGAACUUCAAUUAGCUAAGAAAAGAGGCAGCUUUGUUAUUAUUAUGCUUUGUUAACUACUUUGUUUAUGUUCAUCAAUUGCCAAGCUUCCAGAAAACCAGACUGUAGAUAGACUUUUAAGACUCUAUGAAUUUGAUAUAAUUUAUGGAUACAAAUUAGUGCUA